AUGGCAGCUAUUCUACGUACAAAAGCUGUUGAACGUUCAAUAAAAAAUAAUUCAGCAGCUUAUUAUUCCUAUGUUGACGAUAGUAAAAAUCCUGUUUUACAAAGUUUUGAAGCUCAAAUAACUGACUUUAAGAAUUAUGUUGCAAAACAACAAAAAUCAAAUCAAUCUAUUGAUGGUCGAUUAUCAGAAACAUUAUUUCAAUUGUGGAGUAAUUAUCAAUCAAGAGUAUCGGUACGAAUGUAUUGUGAAAAAUUAAUGCAUCUUGGUGAAUAUCUUGUUGCAUAUGAGAAAUAUAAUAUUGCUUUGUUUCAAUGUUAUCAAAGAUAUUUGAAUGCAUUCGGUUCAUUUCAAAUGCAAGAUUUUCAAACUAUUGAUGAAAUAGAAGAAAGAUUUUUUCCUAUUGGUUUAAUGGAUGCUACUGCCGAUAUAUCUUUUCGAGCUUUAAUGGGUUGUGCUCUUUGUUUAUUCUAUUUGGCUGUUGAACAAGAUCCAAAAGUACAAUUGGACGAUACACUUGAUCGAUGUUUAAUAACGCUUUCGUUCAUUCGAUUAUUAAUGAAUUUAGCAUUGAAAGAUGAUCGAUGGUCAUGGCUUGUUUACAAUGGCACAAUCUAUUUAUAUAAAAUGAGUCGCUAUUUGAUGACAUUCGGUUAUUCUCUAAAGGUUGUAGAAUAUCUUGUGUGGGCUGCUGUUAGUACAGAAAUGUGUUUACCAUUAUUAUCAAUUUCAUAUUUACCAUGGCGAUCAACACUUUAUUGUGCAGCAUGUGAAGCAUUCUAUGACAGUCGAGUGUCAGCUGAUGGCGAAAAAGCAAUUGCUGGAGAAAAUUUCGCUCGACGUGGAUUAGAACAAUUUAAAAAUUUACAUGAAUUACAAUCUCUCAGUAUUGAAGGUGAUAAAUGUCAACAGGAAAAUUCUUUUCGUCAUGCAACAAUAAAAAUAGCUACAAUGAUAUUUAAACGAAUGGUCUUUGAAAAUCGUCGAAAAGCUAAAGGUGUACUUCGACCAAAAGUUCGUCAAAAUUAUAAAGACCUUAGUGGCCCAUGGCCACGAACAUUAACAGAAAAAUUACUUGGCGAUAUGUUUGAUUGUCGUUGUUCACAAUUUCUAGCCAUUCUACAAGCACUAUCGGAUAGUAAUCGACGACUAUUAUUAACGAGUCCAGCAGCAAGUGAUCAAGAAAUUGAAAUACUUGAUGUUACAACUGAAUUAUUUUAUGCUGCUCAAUAUAUUUUGCAAGUUAAACAUGCAAAUGUUGAUCAAAUAGCUGGAGCAAAUCAUAAUAGUACAUACCCAAAUAUAACACUACAACAAGAUGCUAGUUUACUUGACAUGGCUGUCAAUAGUCAAUAUGUUAUACCUUUAUCUUAUGUUAUUCAAUUACUUAAAUUUGCGUUUAAUUAUCAAGUUUACGAAAUAUUUGAAUCAUUAAUUGAACCUAUUAGUGAACUUGUAGAACGAACUGAUGGUAAUCAAAUUUCACUACUUGCUCUAUUACAAAUUAUUUAUGAAAUUGAUCAAUGCGAAAGAGAACGUAAAACAGCACAAAAUUCUAAAAAUGCAGGAUCUAAUAAAGGUGGAAAAGACGGUGAUAAGAAAAAAUUAAAACAACGUAGUAGAAGUCCACCAAAAGGAAAAGAUGGUGGAGUACUAAAGAAAACUGUGGAAAUUGGAAAAAUUAAAUUAAAACAAACAAAAGCUGUCAGAGAUUUAAUUGAUGCUGCAAAAGCAACACGUAAUGUAACUAUGAAAGAAGUGAAAAUUCAGAUUGAUGCACCGAAUGAUGCAGAGGACGAAGAACGAUCUGUUGAAGAAUUACUUGAAGAUUUAUGUUUCUUGUUGCUAACAGAUCCUCGUAUUGAAGAAAAAAUUGAGCCCGAUAUUUUGAUUGACGUUAGUUUAUUACUAUGGAAUAAAUGCCGACCUAUUCUACGAAAAUUUUAUAAUGAACCAAAUGAUAAUCUUCGGUGGUUAACACGACUCGAUCAUGAUCAUGUUAAAUGGAUCCAUUUAUUUUUUCAAACACACGAAAUCAUGUCUCGCUUCAAUUUUGCAAUUGUUGAUUCAAGUGCUUAUGCUGAAUGUUCACUUCGUCUAGGACAAAUAUUAUUUGUUCUCAUUCAUCCAAGUCCAUCCACAGAAACAACAAUUCGAACAGGCUCGUAUAAACAACGCUUCGAACAAUUACGUGAUUACUUAACGAAUAAUUCUGCGAAACCAUUAUUACAAACUUAUAUGGAAGAUUUUAAACGACAACAAGCUGCAGUCGAUGCUAUGACAUUCAAAAAUACGAAACAAGGAAAACAACCUUCUCAUAGUGCCAAUUCUCAUUCAUCACUUGGCAAUGAUACAUUAGGAUUGUCUCGUCAUUUUCCAUUAGUUUUCUUUGCCGAACAAUUUCUAACACGAUCAUUAAAAAUAUUAGCUCAAGCACGAUCGAAUCUUAUUCGUUUCGACGGUUCAUCUAUGUUCGAUCGAAAUUGGUCAGCAAACGGCAAUGACAAUGAUGAUGAUGUUGAUUCAUUUACGCAAACACGUUUCAUUGCUACACAACCAUUUUUACUUGAAAAAAAUCAUACAAGUAAAUUAAUUGACAAUCUUGUUAAAGAUCUUGAUGCUGAAUUACAUUUUGUCUAUUAUCGUGUUGUUGCGUUACUUGAACAAAUACCAGAUGCUAAAGCACUAAAGAAAAGUCCAAUCGAUCAAUAUUUAAGUGAUGCUCGUGGUAAUUCACACAAGAAAACCUUGUUAUGUGCAGCUUAUGCAAGUACUAGAACCGAUGAAAAUAUAGCAGCAGAAUAUAUGCAAAAAGCAUAUAAACAUUUAUUAGCAGCUGAAGAAGAAGAUCGUCUUUAUUUUUGGCACCAUCAAAAUCAUAAAUCUGAAAAAUCACCAACAACAAAUGUUCCUCGACCAUGUAUUGUUGCUCGAGCACCUGAUUUUGUUUUUGUUAUGGCACCAGAUUUUGGUUCAUUAGCAAGCAAAGUUGCUACAUAUCGUAUUUUCUGCCGAGCAGCUGAUCGUCCAAAUGCAAAAGCUCGAAUGGCUGAUACGAAUUAUCCUGGCAGUGGUCAGCAGAUUCCAGCAAGUUUUAUAAAGCCACUGAAAAUCUCUGGACUCGAUCCUGAUCUCAAAUAUGUUUUUUCAUUAGCAAUUUAUGAUGCUAAUGGACAACUCAUAGGCGACAGCGUUAGUGAAUCAACAGAACCAAUAUUAGCUGCACAUCCAAUAUCAUUAUUGUUUAUACGUUGUCUUCUUUCACAGCUUUCCUAUGAAAUAAAACAAUAUACAGUAGCGAAGAAAGUCUUUCAUUCACUUUGGACAUAUUUUGUUCGAACACCGGCGAUCAUCGAAAGUUCAAUUCGAGAAUUAGCAAUGGAAAAUCCGUUGGUUAUUUACGAAUUACGAUAUUCACGUACAAGUGAAAUUUCAAUAUCGUUAUUACAAAAAUUCAUCAACACAAUAUUUAUUAAUCUUGAAAUUUUCAUAAAAGAAAAUCAUUUUUAUUGUGAUAUGAUAACACCAACAUCAUCUAAUCGUGCAAAUCAAAUAAAACGUAUUCAUGCAUGCAGUCAAGUAUUGAUUGCAUUAGAACUUUCAUGUUGGCUCAAUGAUCCAAAUUAUGCAUUACAAUCGAUUGUGUAUCUAUAUGGAUUAUUGACACCAUUAAUAUUUUAUAAAAUAUUUUAUCCAUCUGCCAAUCAAAUCUUCGAAAAAUGUAUAUCUGUAUUUGAAGAAAUCUCUCAGCAAGUAUCAAAACAACGUUCACGUUCUGUUCAAGACAAUAUUCAUCAUAUGAUUGCAUGCAUGUCAUAUUAUAUGAGUCAAUAUUUACAACAAAAUGAUGAAAUUAAAUUAUCGAAUUUAAUUAAUCAAAUAGGAAAAAAAAUAUUAUCAUCAAUACCAACAUCACAGCAAACAGCUACAAAUACAAAUGAUGUAAAUGUAUCUGAACAACUAUCACUAGCAGGUCCACAGGCACCAAUCGAACUACCCGAUGAUAUUGCCGAACAAGUAACGCCAAAAGUUCAUUUUGCAACAGUUCACAACGAAGAACUAAAAGCAUUAGAACGUUUUGUAGCACGAGAACGUACUCCACAUACAAUUCUUACUGGAAAUGAAGAUGCCACAAUUGUUUCUACGUUUAUUAAUGCAACAUCUGCCAAACAAGGCUAUAAAGAAGUUCAAAAAUUUCGUAAACGUCCAGCCUAUAUGGAAUAUCUUACUCAAGUAUUAACAAAAUCAUUAGUUGAUUCAUCCAAUGAUGAUAUUCUUGGUUGGUAUGAUGACAAUCAGGCAUUUGUAUCUAAACGAAAUGAGCUGUUACUUGGACCAUGGCGUAUGAUCAUUAGUAAAGGAGAUGGAAUUAUAACAAUUACUGGCAGUAAUGAAACUAAAUAUGCUGCUGCAUUAACUGAAUUUAGUUCUGAACGAAAGAAAAAACAACAAGACGCAUCAAAAAAACAAGGUGGAAAAAAGAAGCAACCAGUUGUAACGAAAAAGUUAUUCAGAGUUAAGCCCAAUAAAUAUUAUUUUCUUAUUCCACCGAAUACGCCCGAGGCAGUUCGCAUUGAACUCGAACAACGUCAAAGACCAGUGAGUAUUACUAAUAUUUUCAUUAAUUAA
Molecule: messenger RNA, 4626 nt
Organism: Rotaria socialis
Lineage: Eukaryota; Metazoa; Rotifera; Eurotatoria; Philodinida; Philodinidae
Source: the annotation of a GenBank genome assembly